Molecule: messenger RNA, 453 nt
Organism: Haemonchus placei
Lineage: Eukaryota; Metazoa; Nematoda; Chromadorea; Rhabditida; Trichostrongylidae
Source: the annotation of a GenBank genome assembly
AUGAACACCCUGUUAGUGAUCAUUGCCGCAGCCGCUAUGAAAACGCAGAUAUCCGAAUCACGAACGAAGCAACGAGGGCCACCGAAUAGAAAACAGGAACCACUAGCCUAUGACAAUCAUUGCGACGACGAUCCGUGGAUUAUAAAGCAACGAUCUACAGUUGCCUGCGAUACAAAGUGUUUCAAAUGGCAGCAACUGCUGAACAACUCAGGUUCAUUCUCAAAGAUGACAUUUCGUGGAUGCUACGAUAGGAUGUUUGACUUGAUGAAUCCCACUACACAAGCAAUACCAGAUCACAAUUUCUGCACGAUGGGAGAGGUUCAGCUAGCAUGCCUAUCAGACGCCUCGGUGAUCGAGCAUUCGUGUUGGUGUGAUGGGGACUUUUGUAAUAGUGUUAGCAAAUUCACCUAUGCAGCGCCAUUAGCAGCACUUGUUCUUGCAAUCUUUUUUUAA